UUCAAAAAGCAUCUCCAUCCACUCUGUUUAAUUGUUAAAGAGAAAGACAGAAACACUCUUGGAAUCAAUGGCGACUUCGAGCUCCACAGUUCAGCAUGACGUAUUUAUCGCUUUCAGCUCAAGGGACACACGGUACUCUUUCGUCAGCCACCUCUCGGCCGCUUUCCGGCGAAGUAAGAUCAGUUUCUUCGUAGGCGAUGCUCAGGAGGAGGCGGAGGCGGUGGCAGUGACGGAGGCUGCAAUAGAAGGCUCUAAGGUUUUCGUGGUUGUCUUUUCCGAGAACUACGCGUUUUCCAGGCUCAGCUUAGACACGCUCGUGAAGAUUAUGGAGCGUAAACACAACGACGACGUGCCGGUGGUUCCAAUCUUCUACGGUGACGUCACUUCAACAGUUGUCAAGUGCCAGACGAAACGAUUCGGAGAAGCAUUCUCCGAACACCGAAGUUUGUAUUCCGACCAGAUAACUAAAUGGCAAAACUGUCUGAUUGAAACGGCGAGCUUAUCUGGUCAUGAAUCAAUUUGUCAACCAGUUGAGUCGGAGUUAGUAAAAGAGAUUGUCGCGGAUGUGCGUGAGAAGCUGAUUCCCACGGGUUUGGUAGGGUUCUACUCGAGGUUUGUCGAGAUAGAAAACUUGCUAUGGAAGCAAUCUAAAGGCUAUUGCCGUUUAGGGAUCUGGGGAAUGCCUGGCAUAGGCAAAACAACCAUUGCUCAAGCAGCCUUUGACCUAUUGAGUCCAGACUUUGAAGUUCCUUGCUUUCUCAAAGACUUCCACGCAUCAUUUCACGAGAAAGGGUCUUACAAAAUGCGAGAAGACCACAGGUACAAGGUUCCCAAGGGUCAAAAGGAGAGAGUUCUUGUUGUUCUUGAUGAUGUUCGCAAUCCAAUGGACGCCGAAGCUUUUCUUGGAGGAUUUGACUGUUUCGGUCCAGGAAGUGUGGUGAUCAUUACAUCCCGAGAUAAACAAGUUCUUUCCCAGUGUCAAGUCGAGGAUAUAUACACGGUUCCAGGUUUGAACGAGAGAGAGGCUCUACAGCUCUUCAUCAGGUCCGCCUUCCGAGGAAGACAGCCAAGUGAAAUUAAUCUUGUGGAUCUGUCUAAGAAGGUUAUUGAGGAUGCUAAUGGGAAUCCUAAAGCUCUCUGUCUCUAUGGAACGGAGCUGAAAAAGAAGAGAAAAGAUCAAAUGGAAGAAGCUUUUCAGAAGAUCAAAGGAUGUCCACACGUGGAGAUUAUGGAUUUGUUCAAAAGCAGCUACGAUGCACUCAGUGAAACCGAGAGAAAUAUAUUCCUGGACAUUGCUUGUUUCUUUAAAGGAGAACCACGCGACCACGUCAUGCGAAUACUUGAAGGGUGUGCUUUCUUUCCACACGUUGGAGUUAACCGUCUCGCCGAGCUGUCUUUAUUGACGAUAUCAGAAACAGAAAGAGUGGAGAUGCACAGUUUGGUUCAAGAAGUUGGCCGCGAAAUCGCCAACCGCGAAACAAAACUGAUUUCAAGGCGCCGUAGGCUCUGGGAACCUUCAAGCAUCAUCAAUUUAUUACUAGAAGACAAAGAAUCCAAGGGAAACGUUAUAGAAGGGAUUUUUCUUGACACAACAAACUUGAACGUUGUUGUUAAUCCUAUGGCGUUUGAGAAUAUGUAUAUUCUGAGGCUGUUGAAGAUUUAUAGUUCAAGCCCUGAAGCUGUUCAAGAACUUCAUUUGCCUAACAAACUUCACUAUCUCCCUUAUGAGCUCAGGUUACUUCACUGGGAAAAGUAUCCGUUGAAAUCCUUGCCUCAGGAGUUUGAUCCUAGCCAUCUUGUUGAACUUAAUAUGCCUUAUAGUCGGCUUAAGAAUCUCUGGGGAGGAACCAAGAGUCUAGGGAAGUUGAAAGUAAUAAUUCUUAGCCACUCUCAGCAACUAGUUGAAGUUGAUGAACUCUCGGAAGCUUGUGGUCUUGAGAAAAUCGAUCUUCAAGGUUGCAGUAGCUUGAAGAGCAUCCCACACACUGAUCAACUAAAGAAUCUUCAACUUCUGAACAUCUCUGGUUGUACAAGAAUCAAACGUACAGAGGUUGAAAAGAAGAUAAAGGGAUUGGAUCAAGAAGGCGGCUUAAAAGAAACCAAAUCUGAAUCAAUGAUGUUCUCCACUUUAGCAGUAAAGCUUGAACCCGGGGAUAACACAGAGACUUAUUGAGUAAUUAGAAAAAGAAAUCUACUAUGUUGAAGAAGACCCUUGAGCUGUUCAAAACA
This is a messenger RNA of Brassica oleracea var. oleracea, 2229 nucleotides long. Its product is annotated as probable WRKY transcription factor 16. Gene Ontology annotation, biological process: signal transduction; defense response. The transcript is spliced from 4 exons. The record is from RefSeq and is a predicted model, not a curated record. NCBI's taxonomy places the organism in Eukaryota, Viridiplantae, Streptophyta, Magnoliopsida, Brassicales, Brassicaceae. Gene Ontology annotation, molecular function: ADP binding. The coding region runs from base 68 to 2173 and encodes 701 amino acids.